Messenger RNA from Dunckerocampus dactyliophorus (ringed pipefish), 3954 nucleotides. RefSeq names its product FIG4 phosphoinositide 5-phosphatase a (gene fig4a). The coding region runs from base 243 to 2975 and encodes 910 amino acids. Gene Ontology annotation, cellular component: intracellular membrane-bounded organelle. Gene Ontology annotation, biological process: phosphatidylinositol dephosphorylation. The transcript is spliced from 24 exons. Gene Ontology annotation, molecular function: phosphatidylinositol-3,5-bisphosphate 5-phosphatase activity. The record is from RefSeq and is a predicted model, not a curated record. Lineage: Eukaryota; Metazoa; Chordata; Actinopteri; Syngnathiformes; Syngnathidae.
UCCGGGUUCAUGACAGUCACCUGACUAAAACAAAUUCGUGUGUCGUGACGUUCUUUCGCUAGCAAACAAUACACCGGCAUGUUGCAGUUACUCAUUAUACACAUAUUUCAGGGAAAAACUGAUGCAUAAUGCACAAGAAAAUGCAUGUUGUCAUCUUUUGCUAAGAUACGUGGCUGAUGCAGUUUGCUGGCUAGCUCAAGGGUACUCUGUCCUGGUUUGCGGACCGUACAAGAAGUAGAAGUAUGCCUCAAUCUGCAGCUCUCAUCAGUGGGAUCCAGAGGAUGGUCCUCUACGAGACAAGAGCUAGGUAUUUUUUAGUGGGCAGCAAUCAGGCUCAGACCAAACACAGAGUCCUGAAGAUUGACCGCACAGAGCCCAAGGACCUGGUCAUAAUUGACGAUAAGCAUGUGUACAACCAGCAAGAGGUGCGGGAGUUGCUGGGCCGCCUGGACUUGGGAAACCGCACAAAGAUCGCCCAAAAGGGUCCCUCGGGCCUUUCCAGGGCCGUGUCAGCCUUCGGGAUCGUCGGCUUUGUACGUUUCCUUGAGGGUUACUACAUUGUGUUGAUCACCAAACGCAGAAAGAUGGCCGACAUCGGGGGCCAUUCCAUUUACAAAAUCGAGGACACCACCAUGAUCUACAUCCCCAAUGACUCUGUUCGAGUCACGCAUCCGGAUGAAGCCAGAUAUGUGCGGAUCUUUCAAAAUGUGGACCUGUCCAGUAACUUCUACUUCAGCUACAGCUACGACCUGAGCCACUCCUUGCAGCACAACCUGACUCUGCUGCAGAGGCCAUACGAGUUAUGGUCGUCGGCAGCCUCCUCCGCCGAGGAUGAAGCGAACCUGCGGGGGAAACAGGAUAGCUUUGACAUAUUUGAGGAUGAAGGGUUGCCGACGCAAGUGAUUUACGGCCUCCGCAACGAGCCGUACUACAAGUAUGUGUGGAACGGGAAGUUGCUGGAGCGCGUCAAGGACAUCGUGCACCACGACUGGCUCAUGUAUAUAAUCCACGGCUUUUGUGGACAAUCCAAGCUCCUGAUCUAUGGCCACCCGGUCCACAUCACCCUCAUUGCCAGGCGCUCCAGCAAAUUUGCUGGGACCCGCUUCCUCAAAAGGGGAGCCAACUGCGAGGGCGAUGUUGCUAACGAAGUGGAGACGGAGCAGAUCAUCAAUGAUGCCUCAGUUAUGUCGUUCACAACAGGAAGUUACUCCUCGUAUGUCCAAGUACGUGGUUCGGUCCCGCUCUACUGGUCCCAGGACAUUUCCACCAUGAUGCCCAAACCCCCAAUACGAUUGGACCAAGCAGACCCAUAUGCCCAUGUCGCUGGCCUCCAUUUUGAUCAGAUGCUGCAGCGGUUUGGAUCACCAAUCAUCAUCCUUAACCUGGUCAAGAAACGAGAAAAAAGGAAACAUGAAAAGAUUUUGAGUGAAGAGCUGUACCCCGCUGUGAUCAACCUCAACCAGUUCCUCCCGCCGCAGCACUGCAUCGACUACAUCGCAUGGGACAUGGCCCGCUACACCAAGAGUAAACUGUGCAAUGUUUUGGACCGCCUGAGCAUGAUUGCAGAGAAUGUGGUGAAACGUACCGGUUUUUUCGUGAAUCGAUCAGACUUCUACUGUCACACCCUCAGGCCGGAUGACAGAUGGGGAGAUUUGGGUGGACACAUUACAGUCCGAGGACGGGUGCAGACUGGUGUGCUGCGGACCAACUGCGUGGACUGCCUGGACCGAACCAACACCGCCCAGUUCAUGGUGGGCAAGUGUGCGCUUGCUUAUCAGCUCUAUGCACUGGGAAUGAUUGACAAACCCAAACUCCAGUUUGACACUGACUGCGUGAGAUUGUUUGAGGAGCUGUAUGAGGACCAUGGAGACACCCUGUCGCUCCAGUAUGGCGGCUCCCAGCUGGUACACCGGGUCAAGACCUACCGGAAGAUUGCUCCAUGGACACAGCACUCCAAAGACAUCAUGCAGACUCUGUCACGCUACUACAGCAACGCUUUCUCUGAUGCUGACCGACAGGAUGCCAUCAACUUGUUUCUUCAAGUCUACCAGCCGGCAGAGUCCAGCCCACACUUAUGGGAGCUACCCACUGACUUCUACCUGCAUCAGAAGAGCACCAUGGCCCUUCCCAUAGACAGACGCAGCUACACACUGUGGUGGUCAGAGGGGAUACUGUCCUAUCUUCCUGUCGCCUAUGAUGAAGUCCCUUGUGAAGAAACCAUGAAGAAGGUGACAGUCAAGCGAGUGAACCAUUUCGACGAGAGCACGGACAUCUACACAGAGUUCUUCAAGCCUUACGAGCUGACCUCCUUUGACGACACCUUCUGCAUAGCCAUGACCAACUCUGCCAGAGAGUUCAUGCCUAAAACAGUUGGAGUGGACCCGAGCCCUUUCACUGUCCGCAAGCCAGAGGAAACAGGAAAAUCAGUGCUGGGCAGUAAGAGCAACAAAGAAGAGACGCUCCUCCAGAGGAAGACAGCAGCGAGCGCACCUCCUCCGCCGAGCGAGGAGGCCAUUUCCAGCUCAUCCGAGGACGACUCCGAGGAGGACCGCGAUGACGACGCCUCUGUCUCUCAGCGCUCCACCCCAAUCAAACUUUAUACAGAUGGCGGAGAAAGCAGCCGCGCACAAGAGGAGACCCAUCAGCACGCCACCAAGGAGCCCUACGGACUUGAUUUGGCCCAGAUUCCCGCCGAGCACGACCUGCUGAUUUACAAUCGGUUUGCACGCUUGGGCGAGAGCCAACAGAAGCUAACGGCUGGGAGCGAACACCUCAACUUGGCAAACAUCAUCUGCUUGGAGCCUGUUUCCAGCUUCCCAGAGGACAGUGUCUAUGCCACGUCCCCACCGCAGGUAGACCGGGACAGCCGUGACAUCUUUGAGAGCCACGUGAUGGCGGGCCAAGGUCACGUGAGGCCUUUAUGUCGGGAGGACACGUUGAUGUACAGGGAGUACGUCAAGAACAGAUACAUGUGAAGCAUCACAAGAACUCUUGAGAGGGGGGGAUGUGAUGUUUCGCCAGCCAAGACAUGUCUUUUUUUAAAACUACUUAGACUUUUAUUGAGUGAACUAAUCUAUAUGUCCUGCUUCUGGACUUAAUUACUGUUAUUUGGAACCUUUUUUAAAUUUGGGGGGUUUGUUACUUGGUGUUUUAAUUGCCGUCACAUGUUUUGUUUUUUUAAACAAAAAUAUGUAUAUUGAUGUAUAUUUCAAAGAUGUAAAUGACUUUUAUUAUGCAAAUCUUUGUUUUAAGUAGCAUUAACUUAUAAAUGUAUGUUUUAUUUUCUAUUUGCAUUUUGUUGAAAUGUAGGUUUUUGUUUUGUGUCUUCAUGCAUUUCUUUUUUUUCUGCUGAUUCUAGCACUUCUAAAUUAAACAUGAGCAUGACAAAUUGUAUAUGUGCUGCACAUAAGAGGUCCUAUUUCAUUUUAUUGCCUACAGUACCCUUCAAGAAAUCUCUUGUUAUGUCCUUUGAGUUUCUCUCCUCUGUCUGAGUGUCACACUUUGUCGUUAUGUCAGUUUCCUUUUCAGUCUCAGGUGUCAGAAAAGAUGGCAAAUGUGCUGAAGAGCGGCACUUGGAACACACGCGCACGCCGACUGACCACCGCUCGCUCCCUCUGAGCCUCGUGAGCCUGACGACACGAGGGGAGGGGUCCGUGCCUGCCGCCAGCAUGUGAUGGAGAGUGUUGUAAUUCACAGUUUCACACCAACGGAUGCAGAUAAGAAAUGUAAGUACAUUUGCCAUUUUUAAGCUGAACCUGAAUGAAAGCAACAAUAUGUCAAAGUUUUAGCAUGUACUUUAUUUUCUGCGCCAAAAUGGACUCAUGUUAUCAAUGAAAUGUGCAAUGGCAUAUUUAUAAAGUAACAAUAUGUAAAAGCAACAGCUUCAAAUUAAAGAAUGGUACAUUGGCUCGUAAUAAGAAUAGUAGCUCUGUUGUUGCCAUGGUUACCCCAAUC